AUGCAAAUAUGGAAUGUGGAAUGGCAUUUGAGCUAUUUGAAAGGCUUUAAGCAUGAAGUUUGGAAAACUGUAAAACUUUUCGAGCACUCGAUAUAUCGUAUAAACGAAAAGCAUGAAGAUGUGGAUUCAUGCCUCGAUCGUUCUUCUAUGUGUCUUUUGCCCGAAAUUUGCCUUGGUAGGAAUUUAAAGGGAUUAUCAACAGCAUGCGUCUAUCGUGAUCGCAGUGUUUUAAAUAUGGAUUGCAAUGGCGCUAAUUUCAUCGAAAGCGAUGGAGGCGCAUUUGUGUGUAAAGGGCAUGAAGAUUGCUAUGAUCUAAGGGAACCGCAGCAGUGGUGUCGACCACCAACAUUAUAUUCAUGGACGUGA
Molecule: messenger RNA, 366 nt
Organism: Dracunculus medinensis (Guinea worm)
Lineage: Eukaryota; Metazoa; Nematoda; Chromadorea; Rhabditida; Dracunculidae
Source: the annotation of a GenBank genome assembly